AUGGACUGCACCUUUCCUUUCAGGUCUGCCACACGAUGCUUGCUGCAGCUGGAUGACGAGCAGCUGGAUCAGUGGAAGUACACUCAGCAUAUAAGGCCCCGGUACCACCACAGCGAGCGAAGCCUGAGCCCAGCUGGCCAAGGAUGCCAGAACAGCCGCUUGGAGCCACUGGAGUGCCGGGAUCUGCUGGUCCAGAAUGCGCUCUUCACUGGGGACCUGGAGAUGGUGCGGAAGUACUUCACCAAGAGCGCAGCCAUCAAUCUCAUCAUUGAGACCAAGGGUGAUGAGCUGCGCUGGACUAGCAGGAAAUUUGGACUGUGGUCUCUGAGCUAUGAGCAGGAGCUCACCACGCCACUGCACAUCACAGCCAGCCGGGGCUACACGGACUGCCUGCGGCUCCUGCUGCUCAGGGGUGCUGCCGUGAACUUUGCACCAGGGGGUAAGACUGCCCUGCAUGAGGCUUGUGCAGCAGCCAAGACAGAUUGCGUGCGCCUGCUGCUCGGCUUUGGUGCUGACCCCGAGGCUGUCUCUGAGGAUGGCUACAAGCCCCUGCAUCUCUGCAAGAGCCCGGACUCCAUUGAGUGUGUCCACCAACUGCUGCAGCAUGGCGCCAGCGUGAACAGUCGGACAGAGGAGGAAGAUGACACAGCACUGCAUGUAGCAGCACGGCAUGGCCUAACAGACCACGUCCAGCUGCUUCUGCGCUAUGGGGCAGAGCUGGAGGCAAAGAAUGAGGAGGGGCAGACGCCACUGAAUGCUGCCUGUGCUCAGCCCCAUCAACCCCUGGACAUGGACCGCUACUAUCGGGUCUGCCAGCUGCUGGUAGAGAGUGGUGCUAGCAUCAAUGCUGCAGAUAGAGACCGCCAGCACCCACUGCACCUGGCCUGCAAGAAUGCUAAUGCUCAAGUAGCAGAGUUACUGCUGGCUCGGGGUGCCAAUGUCAAUGUCAUGAACUACAGCGGCAACACAGCACUGCACAAUAUCCUGCAAGCAACUGCCUACAAACUAGAGCACCACCCAGAGCUUGUGGUGCGAGCCCUGCUCAACUAUGGUGCCAUCCGCAUCUGGCCAGGCUCCCUCCUCAAGGUGCUGCGGUAUUGCCAUACCUGCCCACGUGUCAUCGAGGCCCUGAUGAACAGCUAUGAUCACGUGCGUGUCUCCGAUGACUGGGUGGAAGCAGUUCCAGCGGAGGUUGUGCAGAAAUACCCACGUUUCUACCAGUCACUUUUCUCCCUGGAGCAAAGACCUCGCUCCUUGCAGCACCUGGCUCGCUACACACUGAGGACCUUCCUGGAGGGCCGGCUGCUUCUGGUCCUCUCUCAACUGCACCUGCCAAGUGCCUUGCACCGUUUCCUGCUACUCAGCUUCGAGGAUGUUCUCUACUAAGGGCCGCGGUUCCAGUCCUACUGUGCCUUUCUGUGCAGAUGUUCCAUCCUUGAUGGUGCAGUCUGUGCCUUCCCAGCUGACCCCUUCCCCUUGUAUACCUGCCAGGCCAUGUCAGUCCCCCUGUGCCAAACCUGUCACUGUGUUCCUGUCCCAGCCGGCCUUGUGCUCUGCCUCGUUCACCUAUUUUGGAGUAUUCUGUUUACCCAUACUAAUCAGGACAAUCUCCAUACUCACUAAGAAAACAGGAGAUGGGGAUCAGGGCUGUUGGUGGGACAAGCAGCAAAUAUGCUGCAUUGAUUGCAGUUUUGGCUGUAGGAUAUCAGUCUCCCUAUCCCAAAUUUACAAACUCUAACCUGAACCAGGCAGCUCUGGUGCCCUGGGUAUUUGUUGGGAUCCUGUCUUCACUCAAGUUAUUUACAGUUUGUACCCAAAGGUGUACAAACCUACCCUGUUUUACAGCCCUGUGUAGCCAUAGUUGUAAUACCCUUCGAGCCGUGUUGGAAGCAGCUUCCUUCCUCCUAACUUACACAGGAGAGGGUCCACAGAUAAGUUAAAUAGUAUCAGGGACAUUGGAUCGCCUUGUUUUACACCAAUCGGGAUCCCAAUGGGAUCUGACUGUUCAUUCUUCUAGCCAAUUCAAGUGGUAAUAUUAUGAUGUAAGUUGGUAAUCAGGGUGAAAAUAUGAUCAUCCAUGCCCUUUUGUUUGGGAGCCAAAAUGAUAAGAGAAUGGCUCACGGUGUUGAGGGCUUUUGCGAGAUUGACAAAGACUGCCCUCAGUGGUCGAUGGUCCCUCUUAGCAUUGCGCAUCAGAAGCUGUAGCAGUUUUAAAUUUUUGGAACGCCCAGCUGAUCUUAUAAAUCCCCUUUGUCUGGUAUUAAUGGGACAUGCCUUAGUUAGCCUUUCAGUUAAGGUCGUUGAAAACAACCUUAAAAUGGUUGAAGUGAUGGUAAUAGGCCCCCAAUUAUUGAUGUUCACCUGGCAUUCCACUAAGGCUGAUUUUGGUAUUAGUGCAGUCCGACAUCCUCUCGCCACAUCAGGUACAAUUCCCAACACCAGCCGUAAGCUGAAGAGUUCCAUUAACUGGGUACACUGGGGAUCGAUCAUCAUAAGAUCCCUCAAACUGAACCCAUCUGGUCCUGGUGCUGAGUUCUUACUCAUCUCUUUGAUGUUUUUCGAGAUUUAUUUUGCCGUGACCAUGGCUUCAAAUGCCAGGUUGUCUGCCUGACCAACAGUCCUGAAAGCACCAAGGCCAUUGAAUGUUCCCAGCAACUCCCAUCUAGACUUGAACACCUUGUGUACUUCAUCUAGUGGUAUCCUGCACCUCAGGGCUUCCACAUCAUCCAGGGUAAUACUGACAAGCUUCCCUCUAUCCAGAUAAAACAGCCACUGGAAUAGUAGGAAUUGCCCCCUCUUCUUCAUCCACUCCUUUGGUGGUUCCAAAAGAGUAGCCCUAUGGGCCGACUGGUGUUUCCAUAUCUGGCUCGCUUUCAACAUGGUGGACUUUGCAAAGAGGCAAGAAUAGUAGUCUUCCACCACUUCAGCGAUCAAUACUGAAGUGUCUUCCUUCCCUUCAAGAACCUUUUCAAAACUUUCUCACAGACUGGGCAGUUUUUCAUGUCAGCCAGUCAGAAAUUGCUCUCUGAUACUGGGACCUCAGUCCUCCCUCCACACAUGACCCAAUGUCUGUAAGAUGUUUUCCUUCUGUUUCUAGACGUUCUCUCAAUUCCUGGUCUUUUUCCCUUAUUUUCACUGGACUCUUAACGCAGACCUUUUAUCACUUACCUGCUUUGCUGUUUUUGAUGGAGUAUGUUCCACGAUCAUUGAUGUUCUUGCUCUCCUCGUGGUGCUUAUCCAAUUUCUGCAACAGCUCCAUCUCCUCCUCCAGCCAGCACUGCCAGUGUGCCCCUCUUUCAGAACGCUCUCUUGGGUGGAAGGCAACAAUCUGCUCCAAGUUUCUCACAACUGGGUGGGCCAGGCGUUUGUGUUGUCCCAGGAAGAUAUUUGAUUGGAAUAUUCUUCCACAUUCCCCACAGACUAAGCUCUCCACCUGUCUAUACCUACCAGAGUACAACUUCUGCCUUGCCUUGAAGGCUGUCCUGACAGAGCUCACCCAUGUGACAUAUCAUGCAUAGCGGCAUGUGCGCUCUCAGCCCUGUGCAUCCAUUUGUUUCUCAGAGGACACGGGGGAAUGUGUGGUAGGUGUGGGGCUGAGGCCUCCCAGACAAACACUUCUCAUGCAGGUGCAAAGUAUAGGAUUGCCCAGCUUUGCAGCUUGGGGCACCGCAGCAGUGCUUGUGCCAGCACUGAGGACUUGGAUGUGGGGCGAGGAGGAAGCAUGCCCUGAGAAUGGCGGGUCCCCUGGGUACAGAGCAGCCAGCCCCUAUGACAGCCCAGCCAGCACCUGCCAGAGCACAGUACAGGUCCACAUGCUGCUCCCUGGGCAGCACCCACUCUAGGCGAGGUAAAGGGUAACAUUUGUUUCUGCAAUUUGAAGACACAGUUGUAAAGAAAUCAAAGCACUGACCAUCCUUUAAAGAUUUGCUGUAAGCAAGGGAGAGGAUUCUGCCCCUCUGCCCCGCUCCGUGAGACCCCCCCGCAGCGCCGCCUCCAGCUCGGGGCUCCUCAGCACGGGACAGACACGGGGCUGUGGGAGCGGGGCCAGAGGGGGCACAGAAAUGCUCCAGGGGCUGGAGCCCCCCUGCUGCGAGGCCGGGCUGGGAGAGCUGGGGCUGUGCAG
Phalacrocorax carbo (great cormorant) is the source of this 4123-nucleotide messenger RNA. NCBI's taxonomy places the organism in Eukaryota, Metazoa, Chordata, Aves, Suliformes, Phalacrocoracidae. The record is from RefSeq and is a predicted model, not a curated record.